AUGAGAGGUCACAAAAUACAAUGGAUUAUCGGCAUCACGUUAGCAGUUGGCUUGGCGGCCAGUUCGGGGGACAAGCGGCCUCACUUCGCGGUGGAGCCACCGUCGCGGGUCCUGUGGCCUUCGACUCGUGGCGCGUACGCGACCUGCCGAGCUAUUGGACAUCCUACACCAGAGGUUCACUGGGUCACCGCUGAAGGCCAAGUCAUUACUACGAUACCUGGAUUAAGGCAUGUUUUAAGCGAUGGUCGGUUGGUGGUGGGCGCACGGCGUUCUUUAGUCGACGCGGGGGGCGGUGGAAGCAGCGCGGUGCUCAGAUGUAAAGCCUCUAACCGCGCUGGAGUUACACUAUCUAGACCGAUGCUCUUACAACCAGUGGAAGAUAACGUGCUAUCACAUUUAGUGCGUCAACUGACUCCAGCGAAAAUCGGUGGUUCAGUGGUACUUCGUUGUGAAGUGUCACCGCAGUUCGGGCUCGCCGAUAUUACGUGGCUUCAAGAUGGUCUGCCUCUGUCCUCGAGUUAUAUGGGGGCUGAAACACGGUGGAUAUCCGGCGCGGGCGGGCUGUUACUUGGCUCGGACCUAACGCAGGCGGACGUACAAGCUGAAUAUUCGUGUUUGGCGCUCGACACGCCAAGCCCUACGCUUAAACUGACGACAGAUGACAGCACUUGGCUUGAAAACAUCGAAGUCAAUUCAAUAGAAGCUCGAGCUGGAGAUACAGUUUUACUUCCGUGUAUUUUAAGACAUAUCAAUAAACAUACUAUAACUUGGCAGCGACAGGAAGCAAACGGAGUGUGGGUAUCUGCAGGAGAGGGGAUCGUACGGGGAGGUACGCUUGUGUUGCCGAGUGUACGUACCCAUCAUGCUGUACGCUAUGCGUGCUCGCCAGGAACGGAGUCAUCUCACCGGGUUAUAGUACGACUGGUCGUGUUUGAACCGCUAACAGUUACCGUUACACCAAAUCCUUUGAUGUUGGGUACUGGAGGAACUGGUCAUUUUAAUUGCUCAGUACAUGGUGGUAGAGGUGGUGGGGUCACACUUAGUUGGCAACAUGAAGGUCGCCCUUUACAUUCCCCGCAAGCUCGACUGGCCGUAGGUCCCGUUCGACCACAUCAUGUUGGCCUUUAUCAGUGCACUGCAUAUGACCAUUCGGAUUCCGCUGUGGCUGGCGCCGAACUUGUUAUAGCUGACAGACCGCCGAGGCUGAUGUCAACGUUCAGUGAAGCAAUAACACGGGUAGGUCAGACUAUAGCGUUUAGAUGUGCUGCUACCGGUAUACCCUCACCUAGAAUAAUUUGGACGUUGGAUGAUAGACCUUUACCUUCUGCUCCUGAAAAGUAUAGUGUAAAUACUAGAGCUGAAACGUUAAAUGGAGGUGAUGAAGGAACAAUAGUAUCUACUCUGAGUAUAACGAUCAGGAGUGCAGAUGAGGGAGGCCGGUACGGUUGCAAUGCUACUAAUACGGGUGGCUCUCAUGCGCACCAUGCAAGAUUAAACGUUUUCGGACCUCCAAAUAUAAGAUAUUUACCACCAAUUCAUGUGAAGACAGAUAUAGAUGUGACAAUUUACUGUCCUUAUUCAGGAUAUCCCUUAAAGGAAGUAGUUUGGAAACGUGAAGACGGUUCACUAAUAGAGUCGCCUCUAGAAAGCAACGAUGAACGCGGUAUGUUGAGACUGACGGCAAUCAGAAGCGCUAUAGCGGGAAGUUACACUUGCGAAGUGAGGGCCGAGAGUGGGGAACUCGCAAGACGAACUGUUAGAAUAGAAGUACAUAAACCCCCAAAAAUAGCGCCAUUUCAAUUCCCUGAAGAGCUCGAAGUCGGAGGUAGCACACAAGCUACUUGCAGUUUAGUUUCAGGAGACAAGCCAAUACAAUUCUCUUGGUUAAAGGACAACUUACCAAUCCCUUCUACUCUAAAGGUGGAACAGAAAAAUAUGGAUUUUUUUACAAUAUUAGUAAUUCAAGAUUUGAACUCGAUGCAUAGCGGCGAAUACUCUUGCAAAGCGACUAACGAUUUUGGAACUGUCAGUCAUAGCGCUUCUUUAAUUGUUAAAGAGACUCCCACGUGGGUGUGGCGUCCUCAGAACACGUCGGUGUCGGCCGGCGCCGCCGUACUGCUGCCUUGCUCAGCCAAGGGCCAACCCAUGCCCAGGAUAUCGUGGGAAUUUUCUACAGAAGGUGAGAACUGGCGACAUAUACUAUGGGGACAGUCAGAUGCAGUGGACAGCGAGGGUUCCAUCUUGUCGGAUGGUACUGUAUGGCUGCGUGCCGCCUCGCCCGAGCACGAGGGCUGGUACCGUUGUACUGCUAGAGUUCAACACUCUGUCCUUCAUCAUUCAUUCUUUCUCGAUAUAAGAGAACCGCCAAAAUUGACAAGAGGAGGUGGGUCUGGCGAGACUCGAUGGGUGGUGCGAGGAUCUGUCGCUCGUCUCACGUGUACCGUGCGAGGCGAACCUGAAAUACAUGUCCAUUGGACCCAUGAUUCCAGACCUUUGGCUUUACAUGGCUCAGGUGGCGUAGAGAUGCGGGACUUAGGCAAUGGGGCCAUGACUUCAGAAAUAACGAUCUCGCAUGCAGGUCCUGAACACGCGGGCGAUUACCGUUGUAUGGCGAGGAAUUUGUAUGGUAGCGACGAAUUAAUGUUUCGACUGUUUGUUAAAGAACGCCCAAGCACGCCAGAAGAGAUGCGAAUAUCAGAGGUGUGGUCUCGCAAAGCGCGUGUGACCUGGCGAGUGGCGCGUGGCGCGUUCGUGUCGCACUACUCCCUACAAUACAGGCCCCUGACGCGCGAUCUCACUAACGCCCCGCUUAACGCGCCGCUACCCGCUCUACUAGACACUUGGGACUCAGCUGAUGUUAUGAACAUAACUUUAGCAAAUUCUGAUUUGCUGCAUGUUGCUACUGAAGGGCCAAGUCGUGCGGGUGCAUCAAUAUCUGGGCUGUCUCCUGACACACGAUAUGUGCUUCGAUUGGCCGCAUUUAAUGACGUCGGUGCUUCACCUUAUACUCCGCCAUUGCAUUUUACUACACGCGAAGAAGCGCCCGGAGGUGUACCGCGUGACAUCACAGUACGAGCACUUCGCGCUCGAGAGCUUCAAGUUACAUGGCAGCAACCACCACGUGAAUCUUGGCACGGGACGCUCUUGGGAUACACAAUACGGUGGUGGGAGGCGUCUGAAGAAGGGAAGACUAGCGAAGCAGGGUCAGAGAGCGGGGCGAGCGCGGACGCAACAAGUACUACGUUGAGAGGCUUAAAGGCUGCUACGAGAUAUGGUGUCACUGUAAGAACAUACAAUGCCGCUGGCACAGGACCAUUUUCGCCACCCCAUUAUAGGCACACUUUGGAAUCACCGCCAACCGCCGGACCUGAAGACCUGUCUUGCAUAUCGAGUGGUUCCACAUCAUUGCGAGUGUCAUGGCGUCCUCCAAACAUAGACGCGCGAGGAGGACAAAUAACACACUAUACUUUGCAAUAUACGAAACGAGAUUCAGAUCCAUUACAACCAACACAAGAUGCACAUUUACGGGUUCAAGGUGAAGAAACAACGGUAUCCCGCUUAACAUCUUAUGCUGAGUACGAGAUUAGAGUGAGAGCACACAAUGCUGCGGGCGAUGGGCCGCUAUCAGCACCUCAAGUGUGCAAGACUGAUGAAGACGUACCAAGUUCUCCUGGCGGUAUGAAGCUGAUCGCGCUAAGCGAGCGCUCGUUACGCGCGUCAUGGCUCCCUCCGCUAGAGCCUAACGGGCGACUUACUCAUUACUCACUGUAUGUGAAAGACUUAUCAGGAUCUCAAGAAGCUAAUAUCACCCGAGUAAACACAUGUACUGACGCUGAAGGAUCAGUAGAAUGUAUGAAGUCGUUACGCGGUCUCCGCGCGGGGCGCACUUACGAAGCGUGGGUGCGAGCUGCUACGAGCGUGGGGGAAGGGCCGCCGUCAUCUGUUGUGGCUUGUCAGACUAGUGCUUUAGCCCCCGCCCGUAUCUCUUCAUUUGGAGGAGUAUCAGUAGGCGCUGCGGGAGGGUCUUUAUCACUACGGUGUGUCGUCGGAGGCGUUCCACCGCCGGCAAAGAGAUGGCUACGAGGCGGGAAUCCUUUACACCCUCGAUCACCUUUUCAUUUGGACGGAGACGCACUUUUAAUACGAAGUUUAGAACUAUCUCAUGCAGAUAAUUAUACAUGUGUAGCGGAAAAUCCACAUGGUUCUGAUUCUGUAACUUGGAGGGUUUAUGUAUUAAGACCUCCAACACCUCCCGGAUUAGCUUUGUUGGAAGCCAGAUCUAGGGAGUUGGAACUGGAUCUCCGACCAGCUCCAAGGGCCCAGGGUCAUGCGUUACCUAAAGUGUAUACACUGCAUUGGAGGCUUGCUGCUCCUGAGGGAGAAUGGCGAAUCCAAUCAGCUAGCCCCGGACCGGUAACACUAACAGGACUUCGCUGUGGGUCAGCAUAUAGAGCAUAUGGAUCUGCGGGUGGAGCUCCGGGAGCAGAAAUAUCUAUUAGGACUUCCGGGGGUCCCCCUACAGCGCCAUCAGAUAACAGAUGGAUUAGAACAAACGCGACGUAUGCACGAUUUGAUACAAGCAUGUGGUCUGAUGGUGGAUGUGGGCCAAUGACUUUGAAGCUGGAGUGGAGUGGUACUGGUGCGGCCGGGGCUAGGGAUGUGCCUGUCGGUGGAGAAGUUAUAUUGGGAGGUCUUGCAUCCGGCACAAGAUACCGCGUGUCAGCCCGAGCUACAAACGAAGCGGGGUGGACGCGGGAGAUAUACGAAUUCACAACGACGCUCGCUGAAGGCAGCUACGCGGAAGAGGUGGACGCGCCCUUCCCAGCCACUGCGGGGGAGUUGGCCUUGCUACUGGCCUUGUGCGCAGCUUUGAGUCUCGCUGCUUUGACUAUAUUGGCUAUUUUGUUGAGGAGAAAAAGAAGCGACGGAGCAGUAGCUCGUGUAAUCACUAGCGGCGACAAGCCCGGCUGCGGCACGUACCGGCCGCCCCCACACCCGACGCCGAAGUUGCCUCCUGAUCCACCAGACGUGUACGAAAUAAGUCCAUACGCAACGUUUGCGGGGGGCGAUGCUCUGGCAGGCAGCGGGUCGCGCGCCUACACGCUGCAACUACGAGCACUCGCGCGCCACGAGGACGACGCCGCGCCGCCCACGCACCCACCGUGCUGCGAUGAGGAAACCUGUGUGGACGCUUGCGAAGCUCAACGCCGACGACGACGACGACGACACUACUGCCCAGAUCAUGCAGGUUGCUCACAAGACUCCGGAAGU
Molecule: messenger RNA, 5271 nt
Organism: Brenthis ino (lesser marbled fritillary)
Lineage: Eukaryota; Metazoa; Arthropoda; Insecta; Lepidoptera; Nymphalidae
Source: the annotation of a GenBank genome assembly